This is a messenger RNA of Atta colombica, 1009 nucleotides long. RefSeq names its product box C/D snoRNA protein 1. NCBI's taxonomy places the organism in Eukaryota, Metazoa, Arthropoda, Insecta, Hymenoptera, Formicidae. Gene Ontology annotation, cellular component: nucleus; pre-snoRNP complex. Gene Ontology annotation, biological process: snoRNA localization; maturation of LSU-rRNA from tricistronic rRNA transcript (SSU-rRNA, 5.8S rRNA, LSU-rRNA); box C/D snoRNP assembly. The transcript is spliced from 7 exons. The record is from RefSeq and is a predicted model, not a curated record. The coding region runs from base 11 to 1009 and encodes 332 amino acids.
CAAAAGUAAGAUGGCAGCCAUCAAGAACAAAUUGGAGAAUUGCGAGGUAUGCGACGUAGCUAAGGCGCGAUACACUUGCCCGAAAUGUGAGGUUAGAACAUGCUCUCUCACAUGCGUGAAUGUUCAUAAGAAGGAAUUAGAAUGUGAUGGGAUCCGGGAUCCAACCAAGUUUGUCCCUUUAGCGUCAUUUACCGAUUUAGAUUUACUAAGUGACUAUCGCUUUCUCGAGCAAGUUGGUAGAUCAAUUGAUACAAAGAAGAGAAAUCCAGAGAUAAAAUAUACUCGUCAAACUAUUUUACCAGUGCACCUACAUAAAUUGAGAUGCGCAGCGUCCCAUAGAAAAGUGUCACUGUUAUAUAUGCCACAAGUUUUCAGUCGGCACAAGCAGAAUACUACGUACCUUAAUUGGAAGACCAACGAGCUAUUCUGGCGUCUAGAAUGGAUUUUUCCACAAGCUGAAAAUAUAAAAUACACAAUAGACAGAACUCUAGAUAGUGUAAGAUUAUCAACGUUGGUGGAACAGGUUUUAGAUCCAGUCUCUGCAACAGAUGAGAUUGACAUCGAAAAAUUGAACACAAAAUUACUUUUAGCUGAUAAAUUACAGUUUUAUAGAGCAGCUGGGUUAACUAAUAUCAAAGUUCUUUUAAAAGCCGAGAAAAUAAAGAAGGCACAGUUCAGAUUUUAUGACCUGGAUGUUACGCUUACGUUGCAAGAAAAUUUGGAGAAUAAAACUAUAGUGGAGUUUCCGACAUUGCAUGUUGUUAUGAAAGAUCACUCGAAUAUGUACGAUAUUAUAGAUACUGAUGAAGAAAUGAAUGAUGCAGAAUGUACAAGUUAUGGAGCAAAAAAAAGAUACAAUAACAGGUCCGAUGAUAACAAAAAAAAUGAACCAGUAAACUAUUUCUUCAAUGAUUUUUCGGAUUCUGAUGAUGAGAAUACGGACAAUAAAGUAAAAAAGAAGAAAAAAUCGCUUAAUAUACCAAAUUAUGAAGAGUUAAUAAAAAUGUAA